AUGAACACCGACGAUAAGUCGCUUUCAUGGUUGGAUUAUGCAAUAUUCGCUGCAAGUCUUAGUCUAUCGGUUGGGACAGGAGUCUAUCAUGCUAUAAGAAGUCGUCUGCUGCUGAAGAGUGGUCAGACGAAAACGACGGCGAAAGAUGAGUACCUGAUGGGUGGCCAUAUGAUGCCGUCGAUUCCUGUCGCUCUUUCUCUUCUCACCACCUUCCUCUCUGGGAUUCUCAUGUUGGCCGUACCGGCAGAGAUGUUUCAAAGAGGUGUUCAAAUCUGGAUGAAUUUUAUUGUGGGAAUAUUUUCGUCCAUAAUUACAUGCGUUGUAUUUUUGCCAGUGUUCCAUAAGAUGAAAUGUACGUGUCUACACGAAUACUUUAUACACAGGUACAAUUCUCCACUAAUUCGACAAUUAUUUUCCCUAAUUUUUCUCUCCUUCACAAUCGUCUACAUGUCAAUAGUGAUCUAUGCACCUGCCGUGGCACUUUCUCCAGUUCUUCGUAUCCAUAAAUGGAUUUUAGUGCUGAUUUUUGGACUAUGCACAACCUUGUACACUUGUAUUGGUGGUCUGAAGGCGGUUGUGUGGAGCGACUCACUGCAGGCAUGUCUCAUGUACGGUGGAGUUCUGACAUUGAUAGCACAAGGACUCCGUCAUCCAAAAGUUGGUGGUUUCGGAAGAGUAUGGAGUAUAGCCGUGGAAAGCGGUAGGACAGCAGAACUAUUCAGAUUUGAUCCACGACUAGAUCAGUACAACAGCGUAUGGAUCAAUCUUAUAUCUGGAACGAUCACGUGGUUAGCAUCGUUCGGUGUGAACCAGUUAGCCAUACAACGUUAUGCUAGUCUAAGCACAUUGAAACAGGCUCAACAAAUUAUUUACUGGACGCUUAUUCCAUUCGCCAUUCUCUGUACAAUUGUGGCCUUCGUUGGAUUUAUGGCACUAGCCUAUUUUUACAACUGCAAUCCGAUUGAAACUGGCGAAAUAACGGAGACCGAUCAUCUCACAAUUUUGUUUGCAAGAGAUAUUUUACGCUUGUAUUUUUCAAAAGAAGAAAGCGUAGAACCUACUCCAGGCCUUUUUGGGCUCUAUGUAGCGUGUAUCAUGUCUGCCACACUAUCUACCUUAUCUAGUGGAAUGAAUAGUAUGGCGGCGGCAAUUUACGAGGAUUUCCUAAAAUCGUCGUUGGAUGGUCGUAUCACCGAUCAUCAGGCUACCCUGCUCAAUAAGGGAAUUGUUAUCGCAGGAGGUAUUAUUUCUACUGUACUCGCGUUCUCAGCGGAAUCUUUGGGAGGAAUUUUAAGAGUAUGCGUGAAUGUAAUGGGAGCAAUAGCAGGACCAAUGGUGGCGAUUUUUGUCUUAGCCAUGUUCUUUCCACGAUCCGGAUUCUGGAGUUGUCUCAUAUCUUUCGUGGUUUCGAACGUUAUCAUGGUGGUAAUUUGUAUUGCUAAUUAUACGGAGGAUCCGUACCGGGACCAUUUUUUGCCCACCAACACAAGUGUAUCUGGGUGCGGCUCAUACAACUUCACGAUUCGACAAGCACCAUCGUAUGAUGCUCAGUAUGGUGAUCCAAACAGUAUGUUUAUAUCGAGGAUCUCCACUUACGGGUAUGCUGGCGUUGGCUUCGUAAUAAUGAUGAUCAUAGGAGUUGCAAUCAACGCAAUUAAACCUGAGGAAAGGCCAGAAAGGAUACGACACCUGACUUUUGCAGGAAGAAAUGAACCUUGGCCACGGUCGCAUCAUGAACACGACCACUUCCUCGGAGUAAGAAAAAGAUGA
Messenger RNA from Necator americanus (New World hookworm), 1770 nucleotides. RefSeq lists its product as uncharacterized. The record is from RefSeq and is a predicted model, not a curated record. Gene Ontology annotation, cellular component: membrane. Gene Ontology annotation, molecular function: symporter activity. The transcript has 15 exons. Gene Ontology annotation, biological process: transmembrane transport; sodium ion transport. Bases 1 to 1770 code for a protein of 589 amino acids. Lineage: Eukaryota; Metazoa; Nematoda; Chromadorea; Rhabditida; Ancylostomatidae.